Molecule: messenger RNA, 1063 nt
Organism: Wyeomyia smithii (pitcher-plant mosquito)
Lineage: Eukaryota; Metazoa; Arthropoda; Insecta; Diptera; Culicidae
Product: GPN-loop GTPase 2
Exons: 1
Coding region: 115-1032 (305 amino acids)
Cellular component (GO): cytoplasm
Molecular function (GO): GTPase activity
Source: RefSeq, a predicted model, not a curated record
GAUCUUCGAAAACAAAAAAAUGCAUUUCAAAAAACAAAAACAAACUCUCAUAAAUUUAUACUCAUCCAAAGCUCGAAUAUUUUGCGAAAAUUCACACUAGAUCAUCUCCUGAAAAUGCAAAACAAACUCGUAACGUUGAUAACGCAAACUCCGCUCUUCGGGCAGCUGGUAAUUGGACCGCCGGGUUCCGGUAAGACCAGUUAUUGCAACAAAAUGAAACUGUUGCUGGAGAAGCUGCAGCGGAAGGUUACCGUCGUUAAUUUGGAUCCCGCUAACGAUAAUAUGGCCUACGAGAGUAGUAUCGACAUCAUGCAGCUGAUUACGGUACAGGACGUGAUGGAGCAGUUCAGCUUGGGACCGAACGGAGCGCUGAUUUACUGUAUGGAAUUUCUCGAAGCGAAUUUUGGCUGGCUGCUGGAUCAGCUGAAAGCUGCACCCGAUAGGUACUUCAUCUUUGACUGCCCCGGUCAGGUGGAACUUUAUACGCACCAUAAUGCUAUGAGGAACAUUUUCGCCCAGCUGGAACAGUUGGGAUACCAUCUUUGCACGGUACAUUUGGUAGAAUCACAUCACUGCUCGGAACCGCACAAGUUUAUUUCUACGCUGCUACUGUCGCUGCAUACGAUGCUCCAGAUGGGGCUGCCGCACGUUAACGUGCUAAGCAAGGCGGAUCUGCUGAAAGAGUUCGAAUCGAAGCUGUCCUUCAGUUUGGAGUACUACACGGAGGUGCUGGAUUUACAGUAUUUGCUAGAUUGUGUCGAUCAAUCGAUGAUGGGACCGAAAAACAAGUACAAAAAAUUGAACACCGCAAUUGUGUCUAUGGUUGAGGAUUACAGUUUGGUUUCGUUUCAUCUGCUGGAUUCGAAUCGGGACGAAAGUUUGCUGCGGUUGAAAAAUGCCAUCGAUAAGGCUAACGGGUAUGUUUACGGUGCCGGAGAGGAGAAGAAUGUUAACACGCUGCUGGCCUGCGCGGUGGGCGCUGAAACACAGAAGGAUCGGAUGGAGCGUGAUAUCGAUCCUUAUGUUAGCUAGGUAAGUGGAAAUAAAACCAACCGCAAAUUGA